Bathycoccus prasinos is the source of this 735-nucleotide messenger RNA. RefSeq lists its product with no specific name. The coding region runs from base 1 to 735 and encodes 244 amino acids. The transcript has a single exon. NCBI's taxonomy places the organism in Eukaryota, Viridiplantae, Chlorophyta, Mamiellophyceae, Mamiellales, Bathycoccaceae. The record is from RefSeq and is a predicted model, not a curated record.
AUGGUGCGCAUUCCGAGUCGCUUCGCGAACAUUUACUUCGUUCGAAGAGGGUGUUUUAUUCUUUGCACUGGAUUCGUUGGUUUUGCGCAAAAGACGGAAGAAGAAGAAGAAGAAGGCAAAGAAGAAGAAGAAGAGCGGGAGAUGCGAAAACGACAGCAACAAGAGUUGGUCGCUUCGACGUCCACGGAUUUGUCGGUGGGACGGACGAGGACGACGAAAAGAGUAUCGUCGUCCGGCAACGGCGGCCUCGGCGGCAAAGUCACCGGCGAACUGAAACGGGUGUUGACUCGCGAGCAAAUCAAAAGCGUCAAAAGAAGAGCGCUGUGGCCGGAAAUCUUCGCCGAAGACGACACGGAAUACACGAACAAAAUUAGCGAGGACGUCAGACGGACGAUAUCUCCGGACGAUUUGUUAAAAAUCGAGGAAAAGUUGCGGAUAGAAAACGGAGGGAAGAAAAGUAAGAGGAAAGAGAAGCGAAAAGGAGGCGAAAACGGGUGGUCCGCCGCCGCCACGCCGCUCGUCGCGGGGACCGCCGUCGCCGAGAACAACACGCUCAUCAUCGGCCAAGAGAACAGAGAGGAAGAAGAAGAAGAAAAAGAAUCCUCCUCCUCCUCCUCGCUCCCGCCGUUGCACAAGAAUACCAACUUUCGGCGAAACCACCACGCGAGUUUCGCCGACGAGAGCGGCGAAAAUUCGAGCAGCGACACGAGUAGCGAGUUCAGUAGCAGUUCUUGA